UUAAGAUAGAAGAUAGAUAGAGAGAGAGGAAAAGAUACAGGAAAAAAGAAGUUGUGAUUCUCUCUCUAUUUCUAGGGUUUUAUUUGAAGUGAUUAUCGAAGACCUUUCAAGGAACGGAUUUUAAAAUGCGAUCGAAGUCAGAAGACACGAGUAGGAUGGAAGCUAAUCCACAUAACUUCUCUGAGACAAAGCCUUGGUGGCGAAGUGCUAGCUAUAACCCUAUUUCCCCUGCUGUGACAAGAACACCUUCCAAUUCUUCUUCAUUGGAUCAAUCAAAAGAUGGUCACUCAGAAGAAUCUGAAAAUAGGGUAGAUGAGGGAGUUGAUGUAAAUGAUUCACAAAUUACACUUUUUCAUCCAGAUGGAAAUGAUUGGGGAGAACACCAUAAAUUUCUGAAUGAAACACCAACACUACCGCCAAGGAAUGAAGGAAGCCUUAUGCCUCCACAACUCGAUCUUGCAGGCAAUAUUUCAUUAAAUUUAUAUCCAUAUCCAUAUGUUGAUCCAUAUUAUGGUGGAGUAAUGACACCUUAUGGUAUUCAGCCGCUGGUACAACCACCUCAUUUUGUUGAUAUGCAAAACAAUAGAAUUCCUUUGCCGCUUGAUCUUACACAAGAGCCAGUUUUUGUCAAUGCAAAACAAUACCAUGGGAUUUUGAGGCGAAGAGAAUCACGUGCUAAAAUGGAGCUUCAAAAGAAAAUGAUUAAAGACCGUAAGCCAUAUCUACAUGAAUCAAGGCACCGACAUGCUAUGAGAAGGGCUAGGAGUACAGGUGGCCGAUUUGCAAAGAACUCUCCCAACAAUGAUAGUUCUUCCAACAGAAUUACUGAAGAAAGUAGACCUCAAUUAGGAUCUGCAGUGCAGUCAAACUCCACUGGUUCAUCUGGUUCUGAACCUCAUCAUAUUGGAAAAGGACCUUCACCUCAAGAAGAAACUAAAGCAUCAUCGGUAUUGUAUGCCUCCCCAUGGAUUGCUGAAGGCGAAGGAAGCUCGAAUAGAGAGUCCUAGUAAUGGCAAUUCAUUCUUGGCUAUUUUAAGCUUGCUUUUUUGGAUUUUUCUUGGAAAAUAAGUAUAGACAUGUCCAUAUUGUUUUUUUUGGAAGAUGGAAGAAGUUUGUUAUCCCUUUUUUAGGAGUUUUAAGU
This is a messenger RNA of Impatiens glandulifera, 1141 nucleotides long. Its product is annotated as nuclear transcription factor Y subunit A-1-like. Gene Ontology annotation, molecular function: DNA-binding transcription factor activity, RNA polymerase II-specific; RNA polymerase II cis-regulatory region sequence-specific DNA binding. The record is from RefSeq and is a predicted model, not a curated record. Bases 126 to 1007 code for a protein of 293 amino acids. Gene Ontology annotation, biological process: regulation of transcription by RNA polymerase II. NCBI's taxonomy places the organism in Eukaryota, Viridiplantae, Streptophyta, Magnoliopsida, Ericales, Balsaminaceae. The transcript has 6 exons.